ACAUCGAUAAAAAGAUUUCGCAUAUGCACCUCGAAUCUGGCAACACUCGCCUCGUUCUCUCGGCGUUUUCGUUGAGAAAAGUGCACAAAAAUCAAAAAUUGCUGUUUUCUGCUAAAGUUUGCUCGGGUGAUUGCUGAAAAUUUCUGGCGCGAACUGCGACACAAAGACAAGCGGAGACGACGCUGGGAGUCAGUGGAUAACCAGGACUACAGGAAGCACAGGAAGGCAGAAGUCGAACAGGCAGGAGCAGCUACAAAGGAUGUCCCAAGCCGAAAAAAUGCAGGCCCAGGAGCACGACGAGGAGCAGUCCUCCGACUUGGAGCAGUCGGGCGACGGAGUCGAGGGUCAGAGCGACGAAGACUACAACGAGGAUGACAGCAACGGCCAGGAUAUGCAGCAGGGCGACCAGGAGGAGGACGAAGACGGAGACGGGGACAACCAAGACGGCCAGUCAGCUGACGGCCAAGACGGCAACGGCAACGGCAACGGCAAUGGCAAUGGAAAUGGCGGGAAUAACAGCGGAGCCACUGCCAAGCAACUGCAGCAGCAGCAACAGCAGCAGCUCGACCGCGCCAGCGCCACCAAUCUCAUCAUCAAUUACCUACCCCAGGACAUGACGGAUCGCGAGCUCUACAAUCUUUUCAGCGGAUGUGGACCCAUCAACACCUGUAAGAUAAUGCGCGACUUCAAGACCGGAUACAGCUUCGGCUACGGGUUCGUGGACUACAAAUCGGAGGCGGACUCGGAGGACGCCAUUCUCAAGCUCAACGGGUUCUAUGUGCGCAACAAGCGUUUGAAGGUCUCAUACGCUCGUCCUGGGGGACAGUCCAUCAAGGACACCAAUCUCUACGUGAUCAACUUGCCGCGCAACAUCAACGACGCGAUGCUCGAUAGGAUCUUCUCCGCCUUCGGCCAGAUCGUCCAGCGCAACAUUCUCCGGGACAAGCUAACUGGACGUCCCCGCGGAGUGGCCUUUGUUCGCUACAACAAACGCGAGGAGGCCCAGGAGGCGAUCAAAACACUCAACAACACCGUGCCAGAGGGCGGAUCGCAGCCGAUCUGGGUGCGACUGGCCGAGGAGCACGGCAAGGCCAAGGCGGCGCAGUUCAUGGCGCAGAUCGGAGGAGGAGGUGGACCGGGCAGCGGCCCUGGUGGGCCCGGAGGACCUGGGCCGCACAUGGGCGGCGGGCCGAUGCAGAUGCCCCACCAUCAUAACAACCACCACCACAACCAUCACAACAACAACCACCACAACGGGCCACCGCAUAUGCAGCAUCUUCAGCAGCAGAACCACCCGCAUCCGCACCACCACCCGAUGCACCACCAACAGCACCACCACAACAAUCACCAUAAUAACCACCAUAAUAAUCACCACAACAACAAUCACCACAACAUGGGCCCACAUCCGAUGCAGAUGCACCCCAUGGGUAUGGGAAUGGGCAUGGGUAUGGGCAUGGGCAUGGGCAUGGGAAUGCCGAUCCAUGGAGGCGGCGGUGCCGGAGGCGGAGGCGGUGGUGGCAGUGGCGGUGGCGGUGGCGGCGGAGGAGCCGGUGGCAACUUCCACCACAUGGCGCACAGAGGUAGAUCAAACAGAAACACACGAUCUCAAAAACCGCAUCCCUAUAACCAUGCACAGAAAUUUAUCUAAACGCAAUUAAUCUCUUUACACGAUAUUAGCUGCAUCUCACAGGUGAAGUGUUCAUGCUGCCAUUGCCGAUUUGCAGCCGAUUCCGAAUCUGAUUCCCAACCAGCCAGCCGCAAGCGAGCAAUGGCAACUGCCAGAGCCACAGUCACAUCAUAAUCCAGUGCAACUGCAUCAGGCACAGAUUCAGCUGCAGAUGCUGAACCAACCACCGCCCAUUAGCCACAACCACAACCACCAGAUCUCGGUCUCCUCGAGCCACGGCAACCUAUACAGAUCCGAAUGCAGCUACAUUGCGCCGGCCUACUUUCCGGUUCUAACCACCUACCCGACUGCUUCUGUAGCCUCUGCCGCUUUCGCCGCUCCGGCAACCAUCGUCUCGUCAGAAGCUGCAGCAGCAGCCGCAGCAGCACUACUGGUCGCUGCUCCCACCUACACCCCCACCCACACCCCCAGACCCAAUCCAGCAGCCACCUGCACCAUCACCAGCCCGACCCAGGCUCUUCCUUUGGACUGGCAUCAGGCGUCUGGGGUUCCGUCGAUCGCCGCCCCCCUGAUGUACACAUCCCCCGUACCCCUUGCAUAUCAGACAGUGACCUCCACACUGGUGCAGCCCCCAGAGAUAACAUCCACCGUGGCGGCCAUUCAGUACCCAGCAAUGGCCACAGUCGCCACUCCGUACGAAGCUAUCCCCAUUACCGUGGAGACGGGAGCCACCCAGAAUUCCAGCACUUGCGUCUUCUACCAGUACGCCAACGACAACUACGUGAACACGGUGAACUACUACGACGCGGAGAACGGUGAAAUGUGUGCCAUGGGUCUCGUCUACGUGACCUAUAGGGAGGACGAGGAGGCAUCGGGCGGGGAGCCGUACUUUGUGGAGACGGUGCAGCUGCCGGAGACGGAAUAUCCAGUGCAACAGACGGAUACCUUGGACCCGACCCUGGUGCCCCAGAUGAGCAGCAUUAGUUUUGGCGGCGGUGCUGGAGCUGACGAAGAGAUGAUGGAGAACGACGGCGAGGGCGGCGCAGUAGGCGGGGCAGCAGGCGGCAGACAAGGUGAAGGACCGGAAAGUAUGGGAGGAAGCUGGCACACAGGCGGUGGCAGCUACAACUAAUUUAUGCAAUUUUUAGACUAGCAAUUCAGCAAGGUCAGCAAGCUAAAAAACGAAAAUACGAAAUGCAAAAUGCAAAAUACGAAAACCCAAAAGCCCAAAAACCAAAAAGAGUAAAGAGUAACCCUCACCGUAUAGACCUUUAUUUCUCUCUCUCUCUCUCUGUGUCUCUCUAAAUGCAUGUAUGUAUGUGUUGUAUUAUCCGUAUAUAUGUAUAUCCAUGUUAGAGAGCCAGGACGGGUUGAGAUUGCCCAAGAACUGGCCUAGGAAUAGCAAAUCAAGCAUUGGCAGCAGGAGGCGAAUAUAAGAGGAUGCAAGUGAAAAUCACAAGUAUCGCAAGCAAGAGCAGAAAGAACACGAACACCCACAGAUUAGGAGACCAUAAGUUGAUGAUGCAUAGCGUGUAAUAAGAUCUAUGAAACGAUGUUCCAAAGUACACAAGUCCCCACAAACAAACCCACAAACCCCCUUAACCUUAACCUUAACCAUAACCCCAUAAGCCCCAACCCAACACAGACAGCUCCGCCCGAGGAGCUAGCUAAUCCUUUAUCGUAGACGACGGUUGCGCAUAUUGAUGAAACACGCGAGUGUGGAUUUCUCUCCAGAUCCAGAUCCAGAUUCAGAUCCAGAUCAAUAACAAUGAAACAGAAAACAGAAAAACAGUAAAGAAACAAUUCCAAUUUGUAUAAUUUGUAUAAGCGAUGCAUACAAAACCGAGGAAAGAAUUAUGAAUUAUUAUGAAGGAGACUUGAGCCGACAGACGACAGAGCCAACGGCCCGCGAACAGAGACUACGGACUAUAGACCGACUAUAGUGUGCAGUGGACCAGUGGGCCACCUCUGCCGACGAUGAUAGUUAAUAACUCAAUGAGGAUCUGCGAGUCGUGGCACAUGCUUUUUAACUACCAUACCAUAAUAAAUAAAUUAUUGAUGUAUAACUUACACUAAACGCCCUACACGCCCUAUAUAUAGAUAAAUAUAUAUGAAUGUAAAAACACCAGAUUCUAUGCGAAAACCUUCAAACAAACUCGACAAGAAAACUGCUGAAUAUAAAUAAAUUUGCUAUUUUUCACCAGCAA
Molecule: messenger RNA, 3834 nt
Organism: Drosophila ananassae
Lineage: Eukaryota; Metazoa; Arthropoda; Insecta; Diptera; Drosophilidae
Product: sex-lethal homolog
Exons: 6
Coding region: 260-1648 (462 amino acids)
Cellular component (GO): ribonucleoprotein complex
Molecular function (GO): RNA binding
Source: RefSeq, a predicted model, not a curated record